UAAAAAAUACUAAUUAGAUGCGAUGAUGGAGGCAGAUAAUAACUCUGAUUUUUUGUGGUGAGAUAGUAGGUGGUUUUUUCCCCCCAUCCAAGAAUAAAAGGGCCACGCUUUGAGCGGAAAGCAGGAUCUUUCAGAAAACUGAGGCUCAAAUUCAGAUGAUUUUUCACAACAAAAUGAACUCUUUUUACCUAUCAGUAUUAACAGUGUUUUUAGUUUUGGAAACGGCGAAAUGUUUCAGUGCAAUUGAAGAAAAUCUUCUUGAAAAUGGACUCGAAAAGUGUGCUAAAGCGGGGGAGUCUUGCAGAAUAGGUUCACGUGGUCAUGGUCCAAGGCAUUGUUGUGAACCGAGAAUUUGUGCCUGCAACAUGAUAUACGGCAAUUGUGACUGUUCGUGGACAGCGCCAUCUCAGCUUUUCAAAGACGCAUCCAAUUACUUUUGGGACAAACUUGGAAAGUAGUUAAAUUGUUUUUUUUUUAUCCACAAACUCUGCAAUUAUAGAUUGAAAUUGAAAUAAAGAUACG
This is a messenger RNA of Parasteatoda tepidariorum (common house spider), 522 nucleotides long. RefSeq lists its product as uncharacterized. Gene Ontology annotation, molecular function: ion channel inhibitor activity. Gene Ontology annotation, cellular component: extracellular region. NCBI's taxonomy places the organism in Eukaryota, Metazoa, Arthropoda, Arachnida, Araneae, Theridiidae. The record is from RefSeq and is a predicted model, not a curated record.